Messenger RNA from Macadamia integrifolia, 1007 nucleotides. Its product is annotated as protein TIC 21, chloroplastic-like. The record is from RefSeq and is a predicted model, not a curated record. The transcript is spliced from 3 exons. NCBI's taxonomy places the organism in Eukaryota, Viridiplantae, Streptophyta, Magnoliopsida, Proteales, Proteaceae. Bases 130 to 831 code for a protein of 233 amino acids.
AGUGAAAAAGGCGUGGUUUGUUGAAGCUCUUCAGUGUUGUCACAGAGAGGAAGACAAAGAACCCAAAUUAGCGUAGUUGGAAUUUGGAACUGAAGUCCCGAGCUAAAAGUUGCACCGCUCUUCUUCCCAAUGCAGACACUUCUGCUACCUUCAGCUUCUUCCAAUGGAGUGGCGGCAACGGCGGUGGCAUCCUUAAAUUGCUCUCAUCUCCCUCGCCUCCCCCAUGGAACCCUCUUUUCCUCCAACCUCAUCCACAACCACAAUCUCGCUCUUCCCUUCUCCCCUUCCAAGUUUUCAGUCUCCUUAUCUUCUCUUCCUCUCCUGGAGUCGCGUAUCGCCUCUGCUUCCUUCUAUGUCUCCUGCAAUAGAAGAGGAACUGCCGCCUCUGUCAACGCCUCCGCUCCCGUUUCCUCAUACUCCUCCUACCCUUCCCCCGCGAAUGAAUCUGAAAUGUCUAAACUCGCUCAGGUUGCCAAGAGACUAGAGAAAACUUCAAGAUAUUUCAAGCGGUUGGGUAGUUUGGGGUUUUGGGGACAGCUAGUGUCUACUGUAGUUGCCGCCGUAAUUCUAUCAUUCUCCGUUGUGGCUACUGGGAAAAUCUCAUCGCCACCGACAUUCUAUGCUACUGCUGGGGGGAUUGCAGCCGCCUUCAUUUCCGUCUUUUGGUCCUUCGGUUAUAUCCGUCUUUCAGAUAGGCUUCGAAAAACUGCCAACGAUCCUUCAAAGGCCUCAGCCAAUACCAUUCUUUCUCAUUUCUUGGGUCUCGUUUGCUCGUUGGAGCUGCUACGGUCAGUGACUACAGAAGCCGUUCUAAUUCCCAGAAUUGCCUAAGCUUCUUCAAAUUUUCCGGUGAAGGAAAAUCAGUUCUAGAUGUCCUCUGUAAAGGAAAUACGUUUGUGGGAGUUCUAUCUCAUGACGAAUGCUGAAGUGUUCGUCUCGGAUUCAAAUAAACUUUUGUUUGUUUUUAUUUUAUUUUUUUCAAUUCAAGAUUUUCUUCAUUUCCUUUC